Populus nigra (black poplar) is the source of this 1200-nucleotide messenger RNA. Its product is annotated as probable calcium-binding protein CML22. The transcript has 6 exons. Bases 239 to 988 code for a protein of 249 amino acids. Lineage: Eukaryota; Viridiplantae; Streptophyta; Magnoliopsida; Malpighiales; Salicaceae. The record is from RefSeq and is a predicted model, not a curated record. Gene Ontology annotation, molecular function: calcium ion binding.
AUUUGAGUUAAUUUUUUUACUUCUGCAAAAAUCAUGGUCCACAAACAUAUAGAUUUUUCAUAAUAUAAUCAUGUCUUUGAUCUUUUGUUCCCAAAGAAGGUGAUGGAAAAUUGGAACGUCAGCCUGGAUUCCUGCCCUUGAAAUCAAAUAGUCCUUGUCUCCUUUACCAUAUUGCACCUCGUGACUCCUCCUUUACUCUCUUGGAGCAACCAGCUGCCUCCUUUCUCUUCUUGCAGCAAUGAAAGAUUCACUUGGAACUUCUCAACCUUGCCCUUCUUUGAAGUCCUUGACAUCCAAACUAGGAGGGAUGUUUUGCCGUUGCGGAUCACCAAACAAAUAUAAGAGGUUGGAUGCAAAGCUUGAAAAGAAGCUGAUUGAACUCAAGAGAAGUUCAUCUGGGAAGACGAAUUUUAAAUCAAUGAAUAGUAUAAUCAUGAGGUUUCCCCAGUUUAAAGAAGAACUGAAACACAUCAGAGGGGUAUUCGAACAGUAUGAUGAAGAUGCAAAUGGUAAUAUUGACAUGGAGGAACUAAAAAAAUGCUUACAAAAUCUGCAACUCAAUUUAAAAGAGGAGGAAGUUGAGGAUCUAUUCCACUCCUGCGACAUUGAUCAAAGCGAGGGGAUACAAUUCAAUGAGUUCAUUGUUCUUCUAUGUCUCAUCUAUCUCCUAGUAGAGCAUUCAUCCUCUCCACUGAGAACGUCAAAGAUGGGUUCACCUGAGCUUGAGGCCACUUUUGAUACAAUAGUUAAAGCAUUCUUAUUUCUGGAUAAGAAUGGAGCUGGCAAGCUGAACAAGAAGGACAUGAUCAAAGCAUUGAAUGAGGAUUCUCCAUGGGAGAAAUCCCCGGCACAUAUCACUAGAUCUAGAUUCAAAGAAAUGGACUGGGACAGGAAUGGGAAGGUCAGUUUCAGGGAGUUCCUCUUUUCUUUAAUCAACUGGAUCGGGAUUGAUGAAGAUGAAGAAAUUCCUGUGAGCGCAAGAACUUGAUCUGGAUAACUGUCAAUAUGAGGUCAGAUUGAAGCAUUUGUGUGUCUGCAUAAAUCAUCCCAGACUUCCCAGUGUAUAUUAUUCAGAGCUGUUGCUCCUUCGUCAUGUUCAAUUGUGAAAGUAUUUUAUAGUUAGUUUUCGACGGUAAAUGUUUCAAAUGUUCUAUGAAUCAACAUAUGAUAAUUCAAAUGUUUAUUUCUUUCGCUUCCUUA